Molecule: messenger RNA, 1041 nt
Organism: Sinocyclocheilus grahami
Lineage: Eukaryota; Metazoa; Chordata; Actinopteri; Cypriniformes; Cyprinidae
Exons: 3
Coding region: 197-562 (121 amino acids)
Biological process (GO): cartilage development
Source: RefSeq, a predicted model, not a curated record
CAGCCCGGGCCCCGUAAAGAGUCACUUAUCCGGGUGUGAAGAUGGUGUGCAGUUACCAGAAGAGUUGACAAAAGUCUGCACUGUCCAUACAGAGUCCUCCCACCUAAACCCAGCUACGCCUGCCUCUCUCACUCAGUCUCUCACUUGCUCUCUGUGUUCUUUCAUUAACGUGAGCAGAAGAGUCCGGCCAGGAACCAUGGGCAUCUGCAGCAAUUACAGCGGUUUAUCUCCGCUCGUCUUCAUUGGCGCUCUGGCCAUCUGCAUGGCUUUUUUGCAGUCAGAAACAGUUGCUGAUUCCUCCCCUACACUGCAGAAUGAUAAUCAGGACACACUAUCUGGCGCUGGAGGCUACGAUGUGACAACAAAAGUCCCUUUCCAAGACCUCACAGAAAAAGCCUUCACCUUCGAUUAUGAGGAUGGUACACUCUCAAUAACUCUGGAUGAGGAGGAAGUUGUGCUGGGGCCAGGUGCUAUCACAGCUAUCGUCAUCGCCGUGUUCCUCGGAGCCUCUGUUCUUCUCGCUCUCAUUGUUAUCACGCUCAGAAAGUUCACUGCCUCUUAAGAAGGGACAUUUAUGUUCUCAUUUCCUCCCUUUCUCAAUCCCAUCUCUUCUUUUUACUCUCCUCUGAACUGUAUUUUUAGUGUCUCACUGGUGGCAGGUCCUUCAUGAAAUGGAUGAUCUUUACUGAGGCCUGUUUUGUGAUUUCUUUCUGCUAUAAAACUCAAGACAGAGAAAACCAGGCUAAGGCUGAACAAAAGGGUAACUGCGAUCAAGAGACAUUUUGGUUGCAUUUGUUCGGUGACCAUAUAAUCAUUGUUGAUAUCCUCUUGUAAUAAGGUUUAGAAUGAAAUAUUUAAAGAAGGUAGAAUUAUUAUAUUAAAGUCACAUUUUAAGAUAUAGUUUAAUACCAUCCAUGCGCAACUAGUUUUAUUUUGUUUCAUGCUGUAUUCUAAAGUAUACUAAGUUCCAAAUGUUCUUGUCAUUCUAGCUGAUUUGUGUAAAAUGAUCAUGUCCUUUAGCUUAAAAGAUAAAGUGUGUGU